AUGCAUAAAAAAAAAAUUAAACAGGCUUUGGGUUGGGAGCGUAUCACUACGCUCUGAAGAUGUUCGUCUAUCAACGUGUUCGCGCUCGCAAUUUUGCUCGUGCAUGGAGCUUCGUUCAGGCAUCACAAGCUCUACCUCUAGUCUGUGGUAUACCUUUCACAGGUUUCUUAAGUACCGAGUAUGGCCAAGAAACAGCUUAUUAUGCCAGCAGCGCGUUCGUGUUUAGCGGCAGCCUAGCGCUGUUCAUAAUUGAUUUGCGCAAAUAUGUGCUGUCACAUUCGCAUUCGCAUUCUCACAAGCACCAACAUAGAAAGAAACAAAAGGGAGCAAAUCGGCCACGUACACCUAAAGUGGCCAGCGAGCCCAAUACCGACGGCGCAGGAGGUGGAAGUGUAGUAGUAGAUGGCGAAAUAUGCCGAAUAGAUGUUGAUGGAAUUGAAGUCCAGCCAGACGAAGAUGAAGAAGAUCCUUGCCCACCGUCUUGCAAGAGUCGUAUUCGAAGAGAUUCAUUGGCCGAAGAGGAGAUUAAUCUUCCGCCGCUAACGCUUUUGCAACAGACUUCCUUGGUUUUAGCUCAGUUGGGAGAGUUACCAUACGGAGCUGCCGCCGCUGAACUAACCUGCAUUUCCGAAGAAGGCAUUGCCGAUAUGGACAUUCCAGAUCAUUUACUAGAAGAACUUGACUUUGCAGCCGAUUGCAUUACUUCUUGCGACAAGGUUUUUCUGAAUUAUUGUUUCAUACAAAGCAAGUGAUUAUUUGAAAAUCCCAUCUAUUGAUC
Daphnia pulex (common water flea) is the source of this 778-nucleotide messenger RNA. RefSeq lists its product as uncharacterized. Bases 60 to 752 code for a protein of 230 amino acids. The transcript is spliced from 4 exons. The record is from RefSeq and is a predicted model, not a curated record. NCBI's taxonomy places the organism in Eukaryota, Metazoa, Arthropoda, Branchiopoda, Diplostraca, Daphniidae.